CAUAAGAGUGCAUAAUUGUAAGACAUAACAGAGUUAUAUGUGUACAAUAGGUAAGCAUUAGCAUAUAUAUUGACAGUUCAGUGGGCAGCUAUGUGUGAUUUGCCUAAAUGCCAGUUUGGGUGAUAUAUAUAUGUUUCCGUAUAUUCUUCCAUCAAUUUGUGCAUUUUGUAAAAGAUUGAGAAACUCAGUGCCCCCGUGCUUUUCUUUAAAACACGUUCACUUUACAGCUCGUACUAGGUGGUACAGAGAGUGUGACACAGUGAGCCAAUCAGAGAAAAGCAAAGUUUGCUCGGAUACAAGGUGAUAGACUGACACACAGAGUCUCAGGCUCAGACAACUUAGAAGUAAAUCAGAGAGACACUGUGAGAGGAGUGUAUUAGAGCAUGAAAGACAGGUUCAGAUCAGAAAGAGACAGAUGCAGAAUGAAAAAGACACAAAGUGAUGGGGACUGCUAGAAAGAGACAGAGGUACAAACUGAUUGAAACAGAAAUGAGUGUAUAAUGACUAAAAUUAGACACAUGACAAGCUGAGCAAAUGAGGAGGAUAUAGGGUUAGAGUAAGUAAUCAGUAGAAAAAAGUGUAACUGUGAGAUUGAGAGACAGAACACUAGGACACAGUGAGCACAGCACAAUGCUUAGAGCUAGCAUUGACAUGGCAAAUGACUGACAGGUGUCAGAGUGAUGGGGCGAGAGUGACAGGUGCAGAGGUGGAGAAAGGGCUGCCCCCCACAUGACCCUUGUGUGACACCCACCUGGUACUACAGUGACAGUAAUACCGAAGGGGCAGAUCUGAGCUUCUUCCAUGGGUGCAGCGAAAAAUUACAUGCAGAGCACCUUCAGGAUGCAGAGAGGAACUCGCAUGCAGAGCAUUUCUGCAGAGCACUACAUGCAGAACACAGAAGACCUGCAGAGCACAUUGAGGAUGCAGAGUAUGGAGAGAAUGCAAAGCCCUGGACUACAAACUAUCUUAGGGAUGCAUGAGAGAACAGGGCUGCAGAGCAAAGAAGACAUGCAGAGCACAACAGAACUGCAGGAUGACACAGAGAUGAAGACCAGAACAGAUGUGCAAAGGACUGUACAUUUACAUAGGGCAGUUGAGAUUCAGAGCACAGAAGAUCUGCAAAGUGGAGCAGAUGUGCGGAACUUGCCUGGAGAGCAACAGAAUACGGAUACUGUAUCCCUCAACUUCUGCACCCAAGGGGUCCGUAUAUUGCCCCAUGCCAACUGCUCAUACAGCCAGGAUUACUCCCCUGCUGAACCGAUGGAAAAUUACCCAAAAGACAGUGGCGAGUUAACGUACCCUUUACCUGUACAGCAGGCUUUAUCCAACCCUACCUCCAACCAACUGUGCCAAACCUCUGGAAAAGUGCAGGUGAAUCUCACCAACUACACGCUGUGGGAAAAAUUUUAUAAGCACCAAACAGAGAUGAUCAUCACCAAACAAGGGAGGUGAGUGUCAGAUACAUAACUUCACACUGACAUAAACUGUUUAAAUGUUGACGCACAUUCAUAACAAGUCAUCCUUCUGUAAAUCACAAUAGCACACUGUGCAUUAUGUCGGCACUUUGAUAAGAAAAUGACCCUUGAUCCAAGGAGAGAUCUCACUGCCAUAAUUGUUUUCCUAGUUUGUUGCAAAAUUGAAAGUGCUUCAAACUGACUUUUGUACAUUCUUUUGGAUCAGCAGCAAAAACAGAUGUGAGAAAGGCUGAAUUUGAUGGACACAUGUCUCUUUUCAGCAUGUGUACCUAUGUAACAAUUAUGCAUAUUUCAACCCAAGUUGCCAGCAUUUUCUUGCUAGUGAAAUUAAUACCAUUCAUGUAUAUGAGACCACGUUCUCAAAAUAACACGGUAAUGUGGUAAAACGCACAUGCAGAAAAAUAGCUAGCAAGGCACUAGACAGAACAGAUCAAUGACACAAAGUUACAUCAAAACAUUUAACUACUGGAGACUGUAGAGGAGAUAAAAUGAGAGGCGAGUCAAUAUACAGUAAUAUAAUGUGAUAAAUUACCCAUUUUCUAGCAAUAAAAAGGGCAUGACAACAUAUUUUAACAAAGGGCAUGACAACAUAUUUUAACCAACGAGGAGCGUGUCACUUUUUAAUAUCAUCCCAACUAUUUGAACAUUUUUAGAUUUAUGCAAUCUAUUUAAUAUAUAACCCCCUUGGGAAAAUACUACUUUGUGUGGCUGUAGGAAUUUGCUGGCUCUACGUAUGGAAUUAAGAAUCAAUUUAUAGAUUUAUAUCAGCAUUAAUCUACAGAUAUGUAGCUAUGUCGAUAUGCGCAGAUGUAUGUGUAUGUAUAAUAUAUCUAAUGUGUGUGUGUACGUAUUUGUGUGUGUGGGUAUAUAUAUAUAUAUAUUAUAAAAUAUAGUAUAUCUUCAAUUAAUCUUACGGAGGAUCUAUUUAACAUAUUUUCACCUACAUUUUUUUUAAUAAGUGCAUUCUUGUUAAGCUCAUUAGGACUUUGACUAUACUCACAUUAAUAUUUUCAUAUAAAGUAUACAAAAUACACGAUUAACGGCAAUUUGUACUUAAGAUAUCAAAUGUUUAAAACUGGUCAACAGAAUUGUAUGGAAACACUGAUGCAAUAGAUGGACACCACCUUUAGUCAGAUUUUCCACUACAAAAAAAGACUUGAGAGUGGCGUUCACUUAUUGCAUUUUUGACACACGUAUUAACAUUUAGGCCUAAUAUUAUAUUGUGUAUGUGUGUCUGUGUACAUGUAUGUAUGUGUGUGUGUAUCUAUAUAUAUAUAUAUAGUAGUUGUAGUUAAUGUUUCAGUCCCCGAUCGGGACUUUCCUCAGGACAGCAUACACAAAUAUAUAGGUAUAUAUAUAUAUAUCACCUAUCUAUCUAUAUCUAGAUGAUUAUAUACACACACAUGUAUGUACAUACUAUUUAUCUAUUUAUUUAGUUUUUAUCCAUUAGUGGUUUACAUUCCUCAGGGUCCAUAGUCAUUGUAUUUUUUAACAUAAUACUUAGCACAAUCUGCAACAUUCACUAAAGUGGGGGAAAAAAACUGAGAAUUUAAAAAAGCUGAAAUAAAAAGAAAUUUGGCCUUUCAGAUUUUUUUGGCCUAACAUUUCAAAUUCUCUAUUAUAUCCCUGGUUUAGUUAAUAACCAUGAUGGUAUUUGAAUGGAUGGAUGCAUGAAUACAUAUUAGAUGGCUAAAAGGCCAUCCAAGCUAUUCAUCACAUGUUUGUAACAGUAUUGCUAAAUAAUACACUAUACGAUUUUUAUUUUGCCUCCUAGGCGCAUGUUUCCAUUCCUGAGUUUCCGCUUGUCAGGCCUGGAUCCUGUGGCUCAGUAUACCUUACAUAUAGAGGUUGUCCUGGCAGAUCAGAACCACUGGAGAUACCAAGGAGGAAAGUGGAUCCAGUGUGGGAAGGCAGAGGGCAACAUGCCAGGUACAUCCGCUUGGCAACGCUAAAGGAAGCAAGAGAGAGAAAUCAUAACGCAUAAAUAAUAUUGUGGAGAAACACAGGAAGUCAAUCUGUAAAUACGAUUAUGGGAGAACAAAGGGCAGUCAAAGUGUGAACAAAAAUAGGGGAGAAAUACGGGGCAGUCAAAAUGUAAACAAGAUUAGGGGAGAAAUAUGGGGCUCUCAAAUUGUAAACAAGAUUAGGGGAGAAAUAUAGUAAAAUCAAGGGUGGAUGCAGGGAAACUCACAUAGUAUAUACAAAAUUAGUGGAGAAAUAUAAGGAUGUCAAAGUAUAAAAAAAUAUUGAGGGAGGAAUAUAGGGGGAAUUAAUAAAUUAUAAACAUUUUUGGGGGAGAAAUACUUAAUAAAAAGUGGUGGAAAAAGGAGCAGUUUUUCAAUGUUUUUAAAAAGCAGUUAUAGUAAAAUAUGUUAACCACAAAAUAAGGAAUAAUAUGUUAACCACAAAAUAAGGAAUUACAAGCAAGACUGUAUGCUAUUUAAUGCAUUGCUAUGUGAUUCAUGAGGUAAAUUUUUUGCUAAUAUAUCUAAAUUUCCUGAUUUCAUUUUCAGUCUUUUUUGGGCAUUAAUAUAAGUGUGAGGGAAAAUUUUAAAUUCUUUACACCUAUGGUCAUAUUUAUCAAAUAAUCAAAAAAUUCACUUAACAAAAAGUCCUCAAAUUCCUAGUAGUAUUAACUGAUAAAAUAAAGAAAUAUAAGACCAUGCAGACAACUUUGUGUGAAAACAAAACUAAAUGAUGAAACUAAAGCCACGUGAUCAGGCAUUAUCAUUAUGUUGAUAUUGACAUAAUUUAAAGUAAUCUACUUUACUGCCUGUUUCAUCAAAGGUGCAGUUUUACCUCAUGUUUUAUAAUCUUCUUUAGAAGUUUGCUAUUUUGUCAGAUGAAAAUGUACUAUAAAUAAUAUUUCCGUAACAUUUUUAUUUAAAUGAAUCAGUGAGUGUUUUAACCAUAAAAUGAUAGGUCUCAUAAAAUUUUUCUAAAAACAGGCUUUAUAACUGAAUACACAAAGCAGACACUACCUGUCGCUGCAUAUACUCAACUUCUGAUUCAGUCAUUGUCGCACAAUGAACUAAACCACCUAAUUAGACCAAACUGUAUAAUGCAAUAAAUACCUUUCUAAUUCAGACACUACUUCUCAAUGAACUAAACUCCUUUCUAAUUCAGAUAGUACAACCUAAUGCGCUAAACACCAUUCUAAUUUUGAUACUCUACUUCACUGUACUAACAAGCCUUUCGGUUCAGACACUACCACGUACUGUACUACAGAAACUGUGAUUUAUUGAAUUAAAGUUCACUUUUUUUCUAGAUACUGUUAAAAUGUCUUCUAAUUCAGCUACUGCCGCAUACUGCACUAAAGCUCCUUCAGUUUCAGACACUGCAAUUUACCGCACUUUCUUUACUAAAGCACCUACCUACUAAGUUACUACCUCUUACUGUACUAAACUGCCUUACUAUUAAGAUAUUACCAUUUACUGUACUGAAACACCUCUUAGUGUACUAAAGUACCCCCUGGCUCAUACACUGCCAAUUACUAUAUUAAAGCACUUUCCAAUUUAUACACCACCACUUACUGAUCAGACAAUGUCUUCCUAUGUAGCCACUUAAUGAAGUACCAACGCACCUUCCAAUUUAGACACUGCUACUUACUGUAUGAAAGGGCCAUCCAUUUCAGACACUGUCUCUUGCUGCAAUAAGGUCCCUGUCAUACAUUCAUACAUUGCCACUUACUGUACUGCAUCGUCUUCUAAUUUUAUGUUUACACUCACCACACUUUUCAGUUACAUACUUAUCUCACUCUCACUUCAGACAUUGCACCCCACAAAUUUAUGGUGCCUGCGAGUGAGAAUAACUAUGUACCCGACAAUGAUGUUGUAGGCCUCUAUUAAAAAGAUUAUUAUUCUAUAGAAAACAUCUGCAAUAUGAAUCUCUAUUUAAACGGACAGUAUGGUAAUUACACAUAUAGUGCCUGAAUGGCCUCUCACCAACUAUUUCAUCAUUCCCAAUCAGGUAACAGGAGAUACCAACACCCUGAUUCCCCAAACACGGGGGCUCAUUGGAUGCGCCAGGAGGUAACAUUCAGCAAACUCAAGCUAACCAACAACAAAGGGGCAUCUAAUAACAUGACACAGGUACCAAUGACAACUAAUCAUUUUCAACUUUUUUUAUUUACUAAUUUAAAACCAACUGAUACUGCAUAUUAACCCCUUAAGGACACAUAACAUGUGUGACAUGUCAUGAUUCCCUUUUAUUCCAGAAGUUUGGUCCUUAAGGGGUUAAGGCAUUAAAGGAGUCCCUGUGACAGGGAAAUAACUAGCAGUGACUCAAACUGAAAGAGAAUGUUUAAAUUGGAAUGCACAGAGAUUAUAUGCAUCAAUUAGUUGAUACAAACUAUACAGUGUUUGCAAGCUACAGAAAAUAUAACCAUGUUAGACAAUGUUUUCUUUUGUAACUAACAUCAUCUCGAGCCAGGCAGGCAGGUGCUGGAUGAGAAUAAUGGGAUCGAUGGAUAGCAACAAAAAAAAGGGAUCAGGUUAAUUCUAUUAGGAGUCUCUGAUGUAUCCCAGGAAUGCUGCAGGUUAAAAUCCACUGGACACUCAAAGGUUAUAUACGGCCUUAGGAUGGUUUUUAACUUAAUUGUGAACCAGUGAACUGUAAAUAAAACUGCAAAUGUAAGGCAUGAGACCAAUAGUGGCAUGGCAGACAUAGAUAAUCUAGCAAAUUUAAGUUUUAUAUAUCUAUGGUAAAAACAUUUAACCACUUCAAAGUUUAAAGAAAGAAAGAAAAGAAAGAAAGAAAAAAAAAUGUCCUUCCAAAAUAAUCCUUACAAGUAUGCCAUUGACGCAAAGUUUUAAUAUCAUGCCAUGAGAUCAUAACUUGCUGCAUUGGUAAUUGAUGUAGAGAUUCUAAUAGAGAUUCUAAUAAAUUAUGCUGUUGUUAUAAUGAAGCUGUCCCGUUAACAGAUGAGCAAAAGUUUUUAUUUGGUUUUCUUAAAACAGAAAAAAAAAAAUCACUGUGUUGGACAAAAUCUCAGCAAACAUAUUGUUUAAGAGAUAUUUAAGCGUAAAGUUUAUGACUCGCCAAAGCUCAUUUUGGAUACAAAUUUUGUAUAAAUAACUGCAUCCUCAAUAUAUCAGGUAUGACCAAAAAGUAGAUCUUCAGUGCAACUCUCGCACUGCAUGCCUUAAAAGUUCACAAAAGGCCCCUACUCAACUCAAGUAAGUUUUAUAGGUUUUGGCCUCAUAUUAAUACUGUACUUUUCUCCUCAUUUAAAUCUUUAUAGAUGUGCAGAAAUAAUAAAUAUGUUUUGCAGCAUAAUCAGGAACUCGUCUCACACUGAUCUCUCAUUGGUCAAGCAAAAUAUAUACAUAGAAUGUCUAAUGAAGAAGUUGCUUCGUGAAAUUAUGAGGUGUGGCCAAAGAGGCAAAAGUAAAGAGUUUUGAAUGUGAAGAAAAAUACAUUGUGAACAUGAGGUUAAAUCCUGUCAAAUGCAUGUUGUUUUGGUGACCAGUGUGUCCUUUUAAGGAUAGCAAAGCCUUAAAGUUGAGGUUCUACAAUAACCGGUUGUCUAUGUAGCAUAGUCACCACAUAAAUUCCUCUCAUACACACACAUCAGUUUAUUUAGUGCAACAUCAUCAUAAUGUGAAGUAUCGCAUUGAGCUUUCGUGAUAUUUGAAGUACUUAAUAGUAAACAAACCUCAUUCUUUUUGUUUGUGAUUAUUCAAAUGUAAUAAUCAUUCCAAUUUCUACUCACACCUGCACAAUCCCAACGUGAAUUUUGUGUGCACAUUUAAAACAUCAGAAUUGAAAUGGUGAGUUUUAAAUGUCAGCAUCACUAUAGCAACACAAUAAAGUCUCUGGGUUCAUAAUAACACAGCAGCAUUUCCCUGCCGUUAAGGAACAUUUCAUGCACAAUAACUACUAAAGCACAUUAUUUUGGUGCCAAGAGGCUGUGGGUGCAGCCCCUCAGGUUAUUUAUGGUCAUCAAGUAUGCAAACGCCAAACUAUUUGGAAGGAUAAUGAGGAACUGAGCUACCUUAUUAUGAAGGGGAUUGGACCUUCCUUUUGAAAAUAGUUUGACAACAACAAAAAGGACAUCAUCCAGCGUCUUAGCACAAUAACCACUACAGUAAGCUUUGUUGAUUAUAGUGCUUGACGUGUUCCUUUAUUAUGGGGGAUGGUUAAAGUGUCUUUAAAGGGGCACUGUAGGCACCCAGACCACAAGCUAAUUGAAGUGGUCUGGGUACAGUGUCCCUAUUGCCCUUAGUGAUGCAUGAGGACCUCCAGUGUCAGAUUUUUUCCCCAUAGGAAAGCAUUGAUUCAAUGCUUCCCUAUGGGGAAGUCUAAUGCACACAUGGCAAUUGCCGCGCAUGCGCAUUAGAGCCCGCUUGUCACGAGACAGAGGAGGAGUGCUUCGACAAAGUGCCAAGUGACAUCGGCGCUGGGAUCAGGUAAGUAAAUACCUUUAUUUACUGGGGAGGGGAGGAGUGCAAGGCUGGGGGAGCGAUAGUCUCAGGAAUACAGCUUUGUAUUCCUGGCACUAUAGCAGCCCUUAAUAUGAGGGGUAGUUAGGGUUUAGGUGACUUGGGAUUAGAAUGUAUCUGACUUCAAGAUUCUGUGGACUAAACUCCCAUGAUUUUCAGAUAGACAAAGUUACCGCCAAGUACUAUAAUGAUAUCCAUCAUUAUAAACAUCGCUCUAAUGGUACCACAGUGUUUUAAUGCACCAAUAUUAUAGUACAGCUACAAUGCAAACUUUUUUUCUUCCAACUUUUUAGCAACAACUAUUUUAAAGGGAAUCGUUAUGUACAAUACAAUUAUCAGCCACCAAACCUAGCCCUCCUAUUUAUAACUAAAGGGCCAUACACAUUCCAUUAACAUCAGAAAAUGAUGAUAGCAUCUGUUGGUACAUGAUGCAUGGAGGAUCUUGCAGUCUCUCAGAACUUCCAUAGACCAUCAUUUUUUAGAAUAGCAAAGAUGAUAUAUCUCUUGUAGAACAAAAAUGCAAAGAAAAUGCAGAGAUCCCAUAAGUGACAAGUUUUCUGCAAGUAUUCCGCUACCCCAAACAGUCUAGUUAAAAUCGCAUUUAUGCUUUUUUUUUUUUUUUCCUGACCAAUGAAGGAACACACUAAUUGUGCACAUUUACUUCCUGUUGUGUUUUACAGCUACAUCCUGCUUGUGGUUAAAAUGGAUAUAUUAAACAAAUAUCAAUAAAAACAUGCAAUACUAAUAACAGCAUAAUACCCACAAUAAGGGUAAAUAUUUUCUAAAAUUUCUAGUUUAUAAUAACACAUUUACACUGUGAUUACCUGUUUCUUGUCUGGAGAACAUAUUUCCUACCUUGCACUUGACCUUGUUCCUGAUUGGCUGCUUAUUUCCAAUACUUUUAAUCCAUCUAAAGUGAUUCAUAAUCUGGAUUGAAAUCGGUCCAAUAAAGUGUCGUUUUUGAGAAGUGUCCAAAAUGCUUGUAGCAAUGGUUUUCAUUGCAAUACCUAUAUAGGUUAGAUGAGAAGCUAGUCAGCAAAACAUUUGAGCCAUCUAUUCAAUUGUGUCCUUUCCAGAGAAGUUCCCUUUUAAAUAUAUAUCAAAUAUUCAGCAAAUGGCAACCCAAUCCAGCUCAAACUAUUUCAGCCAUAGAAAAACCAAGAUGGAGGCACUAAGCUCCAAGGCAGUGGAAAUAAUAUUCUCUACAUUUUACUGAAUUUUCAUAUAUAUUUUUUUAAAGUUAUUAAACAUAUUAAAAAUCCAUGUGACAGCUCCCCUUAUGAGUGACCCUGACAUGCAAACUAAACUCGAAUCAAUAGAGCAUAAAAUGUUUCUCAACCCUACUGAUGAUGUGGUUGUGGCAAUAAUAAUCCAAUCCAGAACAAGUUGAACCUGUCUCACAUUUGGUGUUUGUGAUCGAUUUUAAAAGCCAAUGGGGCAAAAAUACUUUCAGUGCGAUUAUUUUUUUUAACACAAUUUUGACAACAACCUCCCCACCACCUUUAAUCGUUUUGCAACCACAAUACCAUGAACCCUACUUUGAAUAAAGGUAGCCAGCCAAUAAGGUCACUGGACAGAUGCUGGCCGUGGAACGUGCAGUGUACAGAAGAAGGCUAGCUGUCUCCCGCAGUGCGUUUGUGGAACCUUGGUGCUAAAUCAUUAGUUCACAAGCGAAAUCAAACAAAAUAAUUUGUACAUGAACAGCUUGCUCUCUGUUAUCUAUUAAAAGUCUUCCUCGUUUGUCUGUACCCCCUUCCUUUGGGGACAAUUGUAAAAUGCACAUCAUGCCAAGAUUUUUUUUUUUCACUUUGGGCAUCUUUAAUAAAAUGUACCACAAACAUUAAACAUGUGAAAAAUUACCAUGCAAUGUAUGCUCCUCUGAACAUUUUAAAAAUCUUUAGUAUAUUGAGAAAAGGGUUAUAUCAAAUUAUUCCUAUUACAAAGCAAGGAUUUAAAAAACAAGAAAAUAUACAGCUAAAAAUAAUAGAAUUUCUAAAAAUGGAAAUCUGAAAAAUAUAAUAUGAAAAAAGCUUACUGUUGCCUAAGUCCUGCAACACAUGAGAGGGUAAAUAUAAAAGUAUACUGAUGUAUCAAAAGCACUGAGUACAUAGGGAUUACUCUUUAUAACAGACUGACAGCCAAAGUAAGGGCCAUAUAGGACAGUAUAAAAGUAUACAUGAAGUAUUAGGAAUAGAGUGCCAAUACAAAUAAAUUAUACCGGGUGCAUUAAGCCAUCAUUAAUUAAACCACCAAUGAUGAGGUCUCUAAGGAGUCUUAACCAUAAUUAAUUAAAAGGCUCUCUCUACUUUUGCAAGGUUUAUGGUGAUUAUGUGAGUUCAAUUAUGUUUUUAUUCCAAGGGUUUGGGGUCUGUAGCUAGAAGUAACACAUUUAGAGGAGUAAAUUACUUUUUAAGAGCAAUCCCUCUUCCUCCAAUUCUAUUUCUUUCCCUCAUCUGCACUUUAUAAGAGGUUGCAGUGUCCUCACUUUUUGUAUUGCUGUCUUAUUCUGCUUCAUCCUCCCCUGUUACCAUUUAGUGAGAGGUCAUACUGCCCUCUAGGGGAAUUUAGUGAUAUUGCCUGAUUAUAGGCAAUUUAAUUUGCAAGUGUUUAAUGCACUUAGCAUAGUUUAAUUUAAUUAGAACUCUAUCCCUGUUUCCUCUACACUUAUAUAUUGCUCUUUAUAGUCCUUACUUUGGCUGCCGGUUGGUUAUAAAGAGUAAUCCAUAGGGAUUCAAUACUUUUGAAAAAUACUCUUUGUACCCAUACACAGAAUGUCAAAUCCUACACUCCUAGCUAGACUUAAUAGUUGCCAGGUUUGAAUUUUCUGUUGGAGGAUGGAAAGUUUGAGCUCUGCUCUUAACUUUUGCAGGUCUCUUUUCAUGUUCCUAGGACACUAGAAGACUUCCCUGUCAUUUUAGUUUUAGAAGUCUCCCUAAUUUUUCACAUUGUUGCUCACUUUGCUUUUCUAAUUAUUAGGGUUUAAAUGUACUUUAAAUAUACUUUUGGGGGGGGAAAAGUUAUAUUUGUAUUAUUCUAUAGAAAAUUUGCAACAUUGAACCAACCUUUAAAUGAUAAAGAUGUGAAAGUUAAAUAAGUCUAUUUUGUCAGUUUGUGACUUAAAUCGUUAGCCACUUUAGAAGAAAUUUUAGUCUAACAUAACGUUGAUUCCAUUUUAAACCCAACUAAAAUUAACUACAACCGGCAAUGCUAUAUACAUGUCUAAAGUUCUGUGUAUGGUCACAUUUGCAUUAAGCAUUGUGAUUGUUCCAGGGUGCUCUAAAAUAAAAUGGCUUAAACAGAAUUGUAAAUAAUCUAGCUCUUACACCAGGGUUAGGAUUUUAACCCUAAAGCACUGACUGCUAACCAUAGCAGUAUCUUCUGAGCUCAGCUGAGGAGGAAGAGUAUAGAACACAUAACCCAACAUCUUCAAUCAUUUAUCAAGUAUAGUUUGAUUAGAUGCAGCAUUAACCAUGCCAUCCACUAGCUAAACCAUGAAUCUCCAUUAAAUUCUUCAGAUGGUGGUUCUUCAGUCUCUACAUAGAUACCAGCCAAGGCUUCAUGUAAAACAAGUACAGGAUUCUGGCAACAGCGAAGAUCAGAAUCAUAUCUUCACCUUUCCUGAAACUCAGUUCAUUGCAGUAACUGCAUAUCAGAAUGCAGAUGUAAGUACCAACCUCUAAUGUUGUAUACCUGUCUAGAAUUCAUGUUUCUCUAUGCAUGUUGGUACGAAUGGAUUCACAAAGAGUCCUAUUGGAUAUCAAGUCAAAACCAAUUAUGGGACAAAGCGGUAGAUCUAGAGCAAGUUUCUGAGCAUUCUGGUGCUUCCUAUGAGGGCUGCUCUGUAUUUAGGAAUUGAUUCAGACUAGCUUGAGUUUUGUCUUGAUGAGUAUGGGCAUUUAACAAUUUCACAUCAUGCAAUUUUUCCUUUGUGCAGAUCACCCAGCUGAAAAUUGAUCACAAUCCUUUUGCAAAAGGAUUUCGUGACCACUGUGACACGUAAGUUUGUGGUUUACUGGUGUUGGGGGAGAUACAGUGACUGAUUAAUAUGAGAGAGAAUCAACUGAGCCGAUUUUGAUUUGGGGUGAUGAUAUCCGUGUAUGAAAAGUGAUAUUAUACAGGUUAUAAUAUCUGCAAAAGUGGUUGUGUGUAAAAAGGGACAAAAUCAAGUGAAUGAGGAAUUGUGCCCCGUUAUGGAUAUUGUAUGGGCUGUAUAGAGCACACUGUUUAAUUUACAUUCACAGCAAAGUAAAAAUAAGUGAGAGUCUAUGAAUGGACUCAUGGCAAAACUCAGUGGAGUAUGUAAUUGUGAUAAUGCUUGUGAGUGUGGUUUGCAAAUUUCCAAAGAUAGGCAUAAAACAUUAGGAAUAUGAAACUAAGCACAUAGUUGCAACACUGUGCACCACAAGGGAAAUUUUCAGCAAGUGUGUUGACUGUGAAUGCAUGGGCUAGAGUUUCCAUGGAAUGUAAGUUUGAUACGUGUGUUAUAAUCAUGGAGAGUCAUAUAUGAAUAUUUCAGUUUUAUGUGGUGCAAACAUCCUGCUCUUCUUCUUUUGCAGGAUAGUUCUCCCACCCAUAACAGAGCGCCUAACCCCAUCGCCACCCGUUCGCUUUCCACAUUUCUUACCGGACUCACUGAACCACAACCGGUUUUAUCCCGUAGAACAAGAGUCAACACCCUGGUACCUGUCUACACAGAGCAUGACCCAGCACCUGGACUACACACCAUAUGACCAUACAGGCAAGGUGCCAACAACAUAUACAAUGAAGUGUUAUCCACAGCCGCCACAUCUGGGGUAUUACUCUGAUCACACACUGGGCUCACCAUGGACAGGACACACACAAUACCAUCCUAAACCUAAUCCUACACAUUUAACUUGGUUUCGCCCACUGCUAGAGACCCGAGGGAAGGAGGAGGAGCACAGCCCCUGGGGUGAUCCCACAACCUAUGCAGCAUAUGAAGACAGUAAACGCCGGCGUCUGUCACCUUACAGCUCAGACGGAUCCCCUUACAUGUCUGACAGAGACACAGAUAUGACUUACUGUGGUUUUUUCAGCCAGUAACAAAAGACAAAGACUUUUCUAUUGACAAUAGCAAAAGAGAACCGUUUUGCCUUUUAGACUGUGGCCACAAAACAAGGAUAUUGAAGUUAGUGACAAUGUACC
This is a messenger RNA of Pelobates cultripes (western spadefoot toad), 13081 nucleotides long. The record is from the annotation of a GenBank genome assembly. NCBI's taxonomy places the organism in Eukaryota, Metazoa, Chordata, Amphibia, Anura, Pelobatidae.